AUGGAAGAAAGUAGUCCCCUGAGCAAGUCUAUUUGGUCUGCUCUGUUCCGUGGAGGAUUCUUUUUUCUCCUGUUUUUAAGGGACGAAAGGAUGGAGUUCUCUAGAGAAGCUGGAAUGAUGAUGGAAAAUAAGCAGAGUGUAUGUUCUCUUGAAGAAAGUAGCAUCAAGCGCCAUAAGUCUGAUCUCUCUUUCAGUUCCAAGCAGAGAAAGGACAAAGCUGGAGAACGUAUCUCAGCUCUUCAACAGAUAGUUUCCCCUUACGGAAAGACCGACACUGCAUCAGUUCUUCAAGACGCAUUGCAUUACAUAGAGUUUCUACAUGAGCAAGUAAAGGUGCUAAGCGCUCCUUAUCUGCAAACAAUGACUGCUACUACGCAGGAGGAACUGGAGCAGUACAGCCUGAGAAACAGAGGAUUAUGUCUUGUUCCAAUGGAGUAUACAGCAGGAGUUGCUCAAAGCAACGGGGCUGAUAUCUGGGCCCCCGUGAAGACUCCCCCAUCUCCAGCUUUUGGUGUCCAGUCUCAUCAGUCACCCUUUAGAUGA
Messenger RNA from Eruca vesicaria subsp. sativa (arugula), 543 nucleotides. NCBI's taxonomy places the organism in Eukaryota, Viridiplantae, Streptophyta, Magnoliopsida, Brassicales, Brassicaceae. The record is from the annotation of a GenBank genome assembly.